This is a messenger RNA of Thermothelomyces thermophilus ATCC 42464, 3165 nucleotides long. Its product is annotated as condensin subunit Cnd3-like protein. The record is from RefSeq and is a predicted model, not a curated record. Gene Ontology annotation, biological process: mitotic chromosome condensation. The transcript has 3 exons. NCBI's taxonomy places the organism in Eukaryota, Fungi, Ascomycota, Sordariomycetes, Sordariales, Chaetomiaceae. Gene Ontology annotation, cellular component: condensed chromosome; condensin complex. Bases 1 to 3165 code for a protein of 1054 amino acids.
AUGCCCCCGAGAGCGUCGACGAGGUCGACCCGAUCAUCGACGCGCGCAUCGACAGCAUCGCGCGCCUCAUCCACCGUGAACACGGACGUGCCGGACGAGGGGCCCGACAAUGCGCUGCGCACCCAGAUUGCGAGCGUGUUCCGCGAGGCGCAGCGGACGACAGCAACGCACCGUAAGCUCGUCGUGACCCUGCGCAAGAUCCAGGAGGCGUGCUGCUACGAGCCGACGAGCGUCAAGAAGUCGGCCUCGACGGCUGCCGCCACGGCCGCCGACUUUGACGAAGAUGACUUCAACGCCGAGUUUGUGCGCUGCGUGUUGCGCGUCAUGCCCAUCAAGAAGAGCGAGAGCGUCGGCGAGAAGACGAUCCGCUUCAUCGGCCUGUUCCUCCGCCACGCCGUCGACAAGGACAACGCAGCCGUCGGCGAGCUCGACCCGGAUGCCAGCACCAUGCCCGAGACCCCCGGCACGCGCCUGACCGCCCAUCUGGUCGAGACGAUCCUGCCGCUGAUGACUGCCAAGGACAAAUUUGUGCGCUACCGCUCGACGCAGCUGAUCUCGCACGUCGUCAACUCGCUCGACGCCAUCGACGACGAUCUGUUCCAGAAGCUGCGCGCCGGCCUGCUGAAGCGCAUCCGGGACAAGGAGGCGAUGGUGCGCGCCCAGGCCGUGCUGGGCCUCGGCCGGCUCGCGGGGAACCAGGGCGACGCGGAGCCGGAUUCGGACGACAGCGACGACGACGGCUCGAGCGGCCUGCUGGAGCGGCUGCUCGAGGUGCUGCAGAACGACCCCAGCGCCGACGUGAGGAGGUCGCUCCUGGUCAACCUGCCGAUCCUGCCGAGCACCCUGCCCUACCUCCUCGAGAGGGCGCGGGACCAGGACGCGGCCACCCGCCGGGCCGUCUACUCGCGGCUGCUGCCCGCCCUGGGCGACUUCCGUCACCUCUCCCUCUCGAUGCGGGAGAAGCUGCUGCGCUGGGGCCUGCGCGACAGGGACGAGAACGUGCGCAAGGCCGCCGCCCGCCUCUUCCGCGAGCGCUGGAUCGAGGACUGCGCGGGCACGCAGCCGCCCGCCGAGACCGGGCAGCCGGCCGAGGCGUCGCCGCCCAACCUGGACGCCCUGCUCGAGCUGCUGGAGCGCAUCGACGUGGUCAACUCGGGCGGCGAGAACGGCGUGGCCCUGGAGGCCAUGAGGGGGUUCUGGGAGGGCCGCCCGGAUUACAGGGAGGCCAUGAUCUUCGACGACAACUUCUUCGAGACGCUCAGCGCCGAGUCCGUCUUCGUCGUCCGGACGUUCAACGACUUCUGCCGCAACGAGGGCAACGGCAAGUUCGAGUCGCUCGUCGAGGAGAAGCUGCCCGAGGUCACCAAGGUGGCCUUCUACCUCGAGCGCUACAUCAAGGUCCUGAUCGACGCCAUCAAGCGGGCCGAGGAGCAGGAGGUCGAGGACGAGGAAGAGGAAGAGGACACGGCAGAACAGGAGUUCAUAGUGGAACAGCUGCUGCACAUCGCCCUCACCCUCGACUACUCGGACGAGGUCGGCCGUCGCAAGAUGUUCUCCCUCCUGCGGCAGACACUGUCGAUCCCGGAGCUGCCCGAGGAGGUGACCAAGCUCACGGUGGCCGCGCUGCGGGACAUCUGCGCGCCCGACGCUGCCGGCGAGAAGGAGUUCUGCAGCAUCGUCCUCGAGGCCGUGGCCGACGUCCACGACACCAUCGUCGACGAUGUGCCCGAGAACGACGACGAGAGCUUCCACUCGGCCCGGUCCGAGGUCAGCGGCGACACCACCCCUACGCGGAGCGGAAAGAGCAAGACUCCCGAGCUCUCCGAGGAGGAGGCCGCCCAGAAGGCCAUCAAGGAGAUCAUGAUCAACAUGAAGUGCCUCCACAUCGUGCAGUGCAUGCUCCAGAACGUGUCGGGCGACCUGCAGCAGAACGACCACCUCGUGGCCAUGCUCAACAACCUCGUCGUCCCCGCCGUCCGCAGCCACGAGGCGCCGGUGCGCGAGCGCGGCCUCGUCUGCCUCGGCCUGUGCUCCCUCCUCGACCGCUCGCUCGCCGAGGAGAACCUCACCCUCUUUAUGCACUUCUUCACCAAGGGCCACACCGAGCUCCAGAUCACGGCCCUGCACAUCCUCACCGACAUCCUCAACGUGCACGGCGCCCAGCUCCUCUCGUCCAACCCGGCCCUGCUCAAGGUGUACGUCAAGGCCCUCCGCUCGGGCGCCAAACACCCAGAGGUGCAGGCCGCCGCCACCGUCGCCGUCUCCAAGCUCCUCCUGGGCCGCGUGGUGAGCGACCACGACGUGUCGGCCGAGCUGCUCAAGACGCUCGUCAUCGCCUACUUCGAGCCCGCCUCCUCGGGUAACCAGAGCGUCCGGCAGGCGCUCAACUACUUCCUGCCCGUCUUCUGCUACUCGCGGGCCGAGAACCAGGACCUGAUGCGCUGCAUCGCCCUGGAUGCGCUCCACACGCUCUACAACGUGCGCGAGGGGUUCGACGACGACGACGCCGACAUCGACGACGAGAUGGUCUCGCUGAGCACCAUCGCCGCCUGCCUGGCCGACUGGACCGAUCCCCGCAAGUGUUAUACGCCCCCGUCGGCCGGCGCCGAUGGUCUCGGGACGGAUGCUGCGGCCGAGAAGAGACACGUCAAUGCCGACGUGCAUCUGGACUUUGCCCACGACAUCAUCCAGAGGUUGGGCGGGAACGCGCCCAGAGAGGAAAAGAAGAUCAUCGCCGCCCUCCUCGGGAAGCUGUACGUCUCCCCGGCCUCGUCGGAAGACAAGACCCGCGAGGUGUACGCCGCCAUCUGCGACGCGGUCGACAACCAGCUGGUGUCGGACACGGCGAGCCGGAACGCGCUCUACAAGAUCCACGUCAGCCUCGGCAAGAUCGUCAACAGCCUCGACGCCGCGGCGGCCGCCUCCGAGGCGGGGGCCGCCGGCGCCGGCGCGCCGGGCGGGAAAUACCGCAGGAGCGUCAGCCGCGCCAGCUCGGUCGGGCUGGCGCCGUCCGAGGACAGGACGGUCGUCCAGCCCGACGUGAAGAUCAAGGAGGAGGAGAUGGAGGACGAGGACAUGGUCAGCGACACGGGCACGGCGGUGCACCGGUCGAACGACCAGAGCCUCGUCAGCGAGGCCUUGUCGGAGGACGGGGGGGAGGGGUAG